AUGGAUCCCGAGUUAAGGUCACAAAUAAAUGCAGUGUUACUGCGGGACGGCCAUGUAUUGAAAAUUCAAGAACACCUCCUACACUCCCUCCACGCCCACCCCAACAACUGGCCGACGAUGGUCCAAAACCACGCUCUCAACCUCCUCCGCUCCGGCGAAGUCACCACCUUCCCCGCGCUCCUACGACGAGUCAUGGACGACGUCCGCCAAGAGACAUCCGCAUCCUCUUCCUCCUCUUCGUCAGCCACAAACUCCACAUCCACACCAACAAAGAACGGCGCAGAGGUAAACGGCAAGAAGGUCAACGGCGCCUCCUCCGGGCCGGGCCCCGGCGAGGCACAGAACCUCAACAAGGACACGACGUCCACCCUGGCGGUGCCGGCGGCAGUGAUUGAGGAGGCGCUCAAAGUGACGCGGGACGCGCUGGAGAUGGAGGAGGACGAUCCGGGGGGGUAUGAUCUGAUGGACAUUGAUACCGAGGAAGAAUGA
Phaeoacremonium minimum UCRPA7 is the source of this 489-nucleotide messenger RNA. RefSeq lists its product as hypothetical. Lineage: Eukaryota; Fungi; Ascomycota; Sordariomycetes; Togniniales; Togniniaceae. The record is from RefSeq and is a predicted model, not a curated record. The transcript has 3 exons. The coding region runs from base 1 to 489 and encodes 162 amino acids.